AUGGAAAGAGUAGAAACCGAUUUAAACAAAUCAAAGCAAGCAAGAGAGAAACAGUCUCGAGAAUUCUCAAAACAGAUUGAUGAAGAGAGAAAUCAACAUGAAAGAAAGAUUGUGGAACUAAAAAUGGCCCUGGAACAUGAGAAAGCUCAGAUGUUAAAAGACUUUCACACACAAAAGGAAAUUGUUAUAUCUGAGCAUGAAAAAGAAAUUGACAGCCUUAAGGAAACGCAUCAAAAUGAAUUAUAUGAGUUGAAGUGUCGAGUCCAAGAGAAACAGGACAAAGAUGUUAAGAAGAUCACGCAGUACGAGAGACAGAUUCAGGAGUUACGAGAGGAGGUGGUCCAGGCCAAUCAGCUGAGGAAACAACAGCUGGUAGAACUGGGGCUCCUACGGGAGGAGGAGAAACAGAAAAUGCUCAGAGAGCACGAGUCGGAGGUUAUAAAGUUACGUUCUGAGAUGGAACAACAGAGGCUAGACUUACAAAAAACACACAGUACAGAGUUAGAAAAGAUGCUGGAAAAGACCAAUGCAAGGCUGAAGGACAUUGAGAGAGAGUACAAUGAGAGGGGACAGAAAGCCACAGAGACAAUAGGGGAGCUACAGGCCAACAUUAACCAUCUCAGAGACGAGGUCAAAAGGGUACGUGAUGUGGGAGAGAAGAAAUGCCAGGAUGUAUCACAGCGAUAUGAAGAUGAGAAAAAAUCUGUCAAAAAGCAGUAUAACAGUAAUAUGGAGAGUUUGCAGCGUGAAAUAGACUCCCAGCAGGCAAGAAAUAGGCAGCUAGAGCGUAGGUUAGAACAAAUGGAGGCAGAUCAUGAGGAAAAGAUUACACACCUGAAAUUAUCGUUUGAAGAAAAACUGAGAGGCCUUAUUCCUUCUUCAGUCAGACAGGAACUUGAGGACACCAUCACAUCACUGAAAUCUCAGAUCAACUCACUACAACAAAAGACAUUAAUCCUACAGGAAGAGGUGGAUCUCAAAAACAAGUACCCCAUUGGUCAGUUCUCCUCCAGUUCCCCCAUCAAAGCUGUGUGACGAUUGGUCAGUUCUCCUCUAGCUCCCCCAUCAAAGCUAUGUGACGAUUGGUCAAAUUGUAAAUCCUUUUAUAGAUGAGAUUAGUGUGGAUGGAAGAAUUUUUAAGUCAAAGAUUUUUAAGUUUUC
Molecule: messenger RNA, 1161 nt
Organism: Saccostrea cuccullata (small rock oyster)
Lineage: Eukaryota; Metazoa; Mollusca; Bivalvia; Ostreida; Ostreidae
Product: centrosomal protein of 112 kDa-like
Exons: 9
Source: RefSeq, a predicted model, not a curated record